Cotesia glomerata is the source of this 14690-nucleotide messenger RNA. RefSeq lists its product as uncharacterized. The record is from RefSeq and is a predicted model, not a curated record. NCBI's taxonomy places the organism in Eukaryota, Metazoa, Arthropoda, Insecta, Hymenoptera, Braconidae. Gene Ontology annotation, cellular component: nucleus. Gene Ontology annotation, biological process: regulation of gene expression. The transcript is spliced from 9 exons. The coding region runs from base 538 to 14238 and encodes 4566 amino acids.
GGUAUAAGUUAGUAUCAGAGAAUCAGAAUCAGCGAUGUCUAGCUAUAUUGAGUGAAAGGAAUGAGGUACUAGGGUAAAUGUGGUGGCGGAAUCUAUCGUGCGUCAUACGUAGUUCACAAUUCACUGCAGUAGCCAUCUGCUCCCAAGGCUAUACUGGAAGUUCCACCAUGUUUUUUGUACGAGUGUGACCAAGUCGAUCUUUAUACUUUAGUAAAACUCCUGUGAAUAAUGAAAUUGUAAAUACUUGAUAUAAGAUUACAAAAAACGUGCUAGUAUUUAAUCAAUUUGUACGUUAAUUUUAAGAGAAAUUAGUAUUUUUAGUAUAAGUUAGUUUUAACGAAUAUAUAUAUAUAUGUAUAUAUAUAUACGGAAUACUGAGCAAAUGAAUGUGAAUUAAAACGUGAUCUAUUACAGACAUGAAAAGUUUACGGGACGCGUUGAGGCACGCUUCAUUUUUAUUUUCGUUAUUCAACUCUAUGAGUUGCUUUUAAGCGUGAAUAUUUUAUUUAAAGUGUGAAAAGUAAAGCUGCAGCCAAGAUGGACGAAUACGACAAAAAGUUUGCAGAAAUGCAAAAAUAUAUUCCUUUUUUGGAAGCCAUGAUCGAAAGACUGCAGAAAGUAACAGAUUCCUCCCGGGUGUUACAGUUGCAGAAAAUGCAACAGCUUCAUGGAAUUUUAACAAGCAAGAAAAGAAAAUUGAAGCUAGAAACUCUGCAAAAAUGUGAAGCCGUCCUGUUAAAACUGCACAGCAAAGUUGACAAGAUGCUUUAUAGUUUAAACUCAGUAAGUCUAAUUGAUAAUCAAUUUCAGGGGACCAGUGGAUUGAAUUUUCCAGUUAAAAAAAGUGGAGACACUGUUACAGUAACCAAUGCUCCAACGUCGACGGUGGAUAAGAAAGCUGACGAAUCUCAAAAUCAGAUAAAAGAGUCGGUCAAAGUCAAGCAGAAACCUGAGGAGAAGCUUGAAGCCACUAAGCGCAAGAAAGAUAUAAAAUCUAAAAAAAAAAUGAACGAAACUCCAGCAAGUCCGAGUCCACCGGCUAGUCCAGAUCCAGAAAGUUCUUUAAAUAACGCUCCUAUAGUAAUUCCGACUGAAAGAGCACUUGAAUAUGAAAGCAAUGUUAUUAGUAAAUCCAAAAGUCUUACUCAACGCGACUCUUUGCCUACGAAUAAAUUAUUGAUUUUUACUAAAUCACGAUUGAGAAAAUCAGAUGACAAAUUGUUCAACCGAUCUGAAUUAUCUGAAAAUGCUAUCGAUUCACCAACGAAUAGCUUUGAUGAAUGGUCUAUACUGGAAGCAAGUGAAAAAACUAAUAAGCCUGGUCAUAGUAAUAAAAUUGAAGUGAAACAAAGUCGACAUAAUUUACCGAUUUCUUCUAUUCCUAGAAGAUUUGGUUCUCCUUUGGAAAAAAGUUCUGACCAUGCUCUUUCAGAUGUUGCAAAAGAAGUAAUAAAAUCAAAUGCACUUAAACAAUGCAGAAAUAAAUCUCCUCCUGAUCCCUUCAGAACUAAAAAGGCACCAGCCCCAUUGACAUCGCUUCCACUCGAUAGAUCUGGACCACUAUUGUCAAAGUUAGAUUUAGCAGAACUUUUAAAUGAUGAUCCUUCUCAUAUUUCGGAUAAAACUGACGAGAAGAAGAGCAUCAAAGAAAGAUUAUCAUUAGAUACCAAAAAAGGAAUUGAUAAAAAAAGUUCUUGGACGCUAUCAAAAAAUAUUGAUAAAGACAGCGAUAGACGAUGGGAAGAAGUAGAUAAGCAUAUUGUCAAAAUGACUCCCCGAAAUAAUAUUCCUUCGUCUGCUAAUAGAAGUGAAACGCUUAAAACUGAUCAAAAAUCACAAAUACAUUCCACAAAUAAUAAAAGUUAUAAUGAUAAUCAUGAGCGAAGCUCUCGUCACUCAUCUGAAUUUCGUCAUGAUGUUGAUCAAAAUGUCCAAAUACCUAACUUAAAUGUUAUACAAAAAGCGUUAUCUCAUAUCUCUGAAAAUGACUAUGCCAAUUUGGUAAAUAUUCAUUUGCAAAAAGAUGGUACAGCAAAUCCUGAUGAUCGUACUUCGAUGCAUCAGCGUCGAGCAUCUUCUCUUGCGCCUAGUGAGAUGCAUUUACAUAAAAGUGGGCAUCCUAAUUAUGCCAGUCCAGUGGAACCAGAUUUUCGUCGGGACAAUUUAGAUUCUAGGCAUCAAGAUCAUUACGAUGUACAUAAUAUUCAACCACCAAUGCAUCAGCAACCCGGCAUGAGUCCAGGAUUUGGUGGUCCGCAGUGGAGAGGACAGAAUCCAAAUGUACGUGGUCAUUCCAAUGCAUCUCCGAUGUCUCCCAGGCCAUCUCAUUAUCCGCAUUCUGGAAGCUUACCACCACAAGAUAACUGGAAUGUAGGUCCAAAUUCUGUAGUCACAGAUAAUUUUCCUCCUCAUCACGUACAAAAUCAAUAUGGGCCAAAUGUAAACCGCGGAGCAAGGUCGAUAAUGAGUCCAAAUAAUGAAAUGAACUUUGCAGAUGAAAGGGCUUUAUCAUCAUCUCCCCAAUCCAUCCCAUCACUACUAACAACUCCGUGUUAUCCUCAAUCUAAAUUCAAUUCAUUUCCCCAUGAGAAUCGUCCAAUUGAUCAGCAAUUUGAUCGUUCUGCUGAAUUUCCUCGUGGGCCUGUCAGACCACAGUGGGAACCCUCGCAAAACAGACCCAAUGAUGUGCCUUUUGACAAAAUGAAUGAAUAUUCCCAUGGUCCACCAAGGCCACAAUGGAAUGGCCCACCUAACAGACCUAAUGAACCAAUUUAUGAUAGACCCCACGAAUAUCCCCAUGGUCCUUCUAGGCAGAUGUGGGAUAAUUCAUCCAAUCGACCCAAUGAACCAAACUUUCACGAUGGUUCUCGAGGAAGAGGAGUAGAAAGUCAUUACGGUCGAACACCUAAUCUAGAUCAUCAAUCUUGGAACCGUGGAAACAAUGAGUCUUUUAAUAGAGGUAGAGGUGGCGAUCGUUUUGGGUCUGAAAGAGGCCGAGUAGGAGACUCUUCAUAUGGUGGAUUCAAUCGUCGAAGUGAAUGGGAUCGUCCUACUGUAUCAAAUGAUAAUCGUUUUGGAAUGAGGGAUCCACGAUAUAGACCAGAAGCUCCCCCUCAUCAAAUGAACAAUCCGAAUAUGCCCAAUGCGAGAAGAGAUCCUAGGUUGGUAAAAGAUAACAAUAUUCAAGUUCUUGUAGUCAAUAAUAAGCCCUCAGAAAGUUCAUCUGUUUCAAGAGAUCCAAGGCGAAGAAAUUCAGAAACUAAAGAAUCAAAUAAACCAACUAGCUUCAAUAAUGCUUUACCUAAUAACAAAAGCAAGGGUGUAGAGAAACUAAAAGACAAUGCUAUUCGUGAUGAUGCUACAUCAAAAACACCUUCGAUUGAUAAUAAAUCAAAUGAAAAAACAAUGGACGAUAAACUAAAGAAAGAUAUUGAUUCUAUGAAAUCACCAUUACAUAGUCUUUAUGGUGCAAUCGAUACUGCUGCUAAAACUGGAAAAGGUUAUGGCUUACAAAAUUUCAAAAUUCCUAAAAUUAAAAAACCAAUUACGCCUCGUCCUCCUACUCCUCCAAGACCAAGUCCAUCGCAUUUUGAAGAUAAAUGGGAAACAGACGCUCAUCCAUCAAUUAACACUGGAUCAUCGGAAAAUGACUCUGAUGAAAAACUACAUGAUGCAAAGAAAACAGAAGUCACCAGUACCACUGAAGAAUCUGUUGAUAACUUGAAAGACACUAAUACAAAAGAUGUUGAUCGAAUUUCUAAAACUACGGAAGCAGAGACUACAUCUAAAGCUGAAAAUAUGAAAGAUGAAAGCUUAAAAUCUGAAAAAGAAUCAAAAGAGGAAUCUGAGACAACAGUUGACACUUCUACUACUUUAAAAGAAACUGAGUCGAAAAGUAAAUCGACUCAAGAUGAUACACCUAAAUUUUCAGAAACUGCUACUCAAGAACUGAUUGAAGCUCUUAUUAGAAAGUCAUUUGAAACUGGUGAAGCUAAAACAUUAUUAGAAAAUGCCAGGAUAUUGAAAAAGCUUAGAGAAGUUCUUAACUCUGAAAAAUCAGAAAAAAUACUUAAGAUUAUCAAAUCAGAUUCUGACAGCAGUAGUUCUGAUGAUAAGAGUACAAUUGUACAUCGAAAGAAAAUCUUAAAAAAGAAAAAACCUGUCAUUGAAUCUGAUUCUUCGGAAGAAGAAACUUUGGCAACUAGGCUUGAUAAAGAGUCUCCAUCAAAAAGUUUUAGUAAGACUAAAAAGGCUCAAACUGAUAAUUUAAGUAAAAAUGAUAAAUCAGAAUCUGAUUCAGAAAAAAAAGAAGUUGCAAAUGCUAAGAAUACCAACAAUAAGGCAAAUGAAGAGGAUGUAGAGGUCAAUAAAGAAGAAGAUGAAGAAGACAGUAAAGUUGAAGAAGUAAAAAAACCAGUUAAAUCUCCACCUAAAAGAAAACGAAAAGCAAAGAAGGUUCCAGCUAAGAAAAAAGUUAAGAAAACUGAAGAAGUUGUGAAUGACGAAGUAGUAGCUUCUAAAGAGGAUGAAGCAGUUAAACCACCAGUUGGAAAGCCUCGUAAACAAAAACGACGAAAUUCUUUGGAAAUGUUACAAGAAGACGUUCGUGAAAUGUUCAUUAGCAAAGGCGUGAUAACUGCCACUGGUGUUCGGAUGUGUAGAUUAAUAAAAGAAGCCCAAGGUAAUUUACCGUCUAUUGAAAUGGAUGAUAAAGCAAGUAAUGCUUCUGGUGUUACCAACUUAUUAGAAGAUUUAAAUGAAUUACAUUCAGGUGAAGCUGAGUUUAAGUUGAAAUCUCGAUCUCGGAGUAGAGCUGAAAGAAGUAAAACUCCAGAUCAAGUGCCAUUGAAAUCAAAAGAAAGCAAAACUCGAAAGUCUGGUACUAGUAAGCUUUCCAAGGAAAUAAUCAGUACUUCUGACGAUAGUGACGAUGAUGAUAAUUUCGCUCUACGCAACAAUGAUUCAGGUAGAAGAUCGAAAGAUCCUUUAGCUGUAACUCCUACUUUAGAUGAGGAUGGUGAUUAUGGGCCUGUCGUUAGAAGAAGCGGACGAGUAGCUUUUAAAGAACCUCGCGUGAUGAUAGAAAAAACUGAACUAUCCAAAGUUGACUCUAAUGUCUUUGAUACUUCGUCUGAUGAAAGCUUUGGUAUUGACGUUACUGAGUUAACAGCUGCUGUUGAUAUUUCACUGCAUCCUGAUCGGAAUAAUUCUAAAGUUACCAGAAAGAAGAACUUGAAGAAAGCUCAAAAGACAGCAACUAAAAACACUUCUGAAAUGAAUGAUAGAAAAAUUAGCAAUACUCCUUUACCAUUUGAUGACGACGCUAGUAUUGCUUCUGAUGCUUCGGUAGCAAGUAGUAAUACAUCUAGUAGGAAAAAAUUAAUUGAUCCAACAUCAACUGAUACUAAUGAAGAAUUGAUUGCAAACGCUAUUGGAGAGUUGGCAAAUGAUAAAGAUAAGGAUCCAGGUAUUGAUAAAGUCACUGAUAAUGACGAAGAUAUGGACACAUUACAUGAGGGAAUUAAAAAACCACAACCGUCGAAGAGAAAGAAGAAACGCGCAUCAUGGCAAAUGGGGGUUGUUCCUAAGAGUAAAAAGAAGAAAACUUGUCAUCUAAAUGAUUCGGCUAAUCCUUCUGAAGUUUUAUCUGAUGACGCUGAGUCAAAAACUGUAUCUAAAACUUCUAAGUUUAAAAAUGAUUCAUCAAUGGUUUCUGAUAAUCUUGAUCUUGAUGAAGUUAAAAAUACAACUACUUCUAAAGUAGUAUCCAAAAUUGUAAAUGAAAAGAAACAGUUGUCUGGAACAGCUGAAAAGUCGAAAAAUGAUGUGGAAGAACUACCUUAUCCAGAGUUAGAUCUUAAUGAGUUGGUUGAGUAUGCGUGGACUGGACAGGAACGAUAUAAAUGUCUCUUGUGUUCAUUCAGUGGUAAAUCUAUCGUUCAUCAUUACACCCACAAUCAUCCUAAAAAUGAAGUAAUGAUUUCUCGAUUAACUCUACUAGAUGCUAAACGGGCUAUUGAUGAAGCUAAAGAUGAAGAAUUUAUUAAGUUAUCAGAAGAAGUAAACUCAGGACCAAUUCGUAAAUUAACUUGUAGAUUUUGUGUUUACACUUUCGAAGGAGAAAAAAAUGUUAUUAUGGAACAAUUUUAUGAACAUUGUACAACUCAUACUGGUGAAUACAGAUUUACUUGUAAAUGUAAUUAUCGAACUAGUAUUAAAUCUUCAAUGCGAGCACAUUAUUAUAAAAUUUGUCGAAAAAAUAAUGAAAAUUUCGCGAAUUCUGUUCAAGAAGAUCUGAUUCCUUCUGAUGAAUAUAUUCCUGGUUAUUUGUGUUCUCUUUGUAACUUCAUUCAAUUAAAAGAAUCAAAUGUUAAAAAUCAUAUUGACAGAAUUCAUAAGAGUCUAGAUUCCGAUAUAGAAAUUAUUAAGAUCAAUAUGUCUGGAUACUUGAAAGUUAAAGACAGUGGUAAUUAUACUAGAUCAAUGGAUAGUUCAAUUAUGAUUAAAUUUGAUUCCGAUACUGAAGAAAAUGAUUCUCAAGUUAAAGAAAUUGAACCGACAAAAAGAGAAUUUAGGAAAAAUACUGAUGAUUUGAUUGAAGAUUUUACUAAAGAUAAUUUAGCGGAAAAAUCUGACACUGCUCAAGAUGACGGUGAUAAUUCUUUGUCAAGGAAACUUAAUGCAUUUGUUUGUCCUCCAGAACUAGAAAACAAAGAAGUAGAGAUUCAGCUGGAGCGUAAGAAAAAGAUGCAGGAAAUAGCUGACAAUAUUGGAUUGAAAAUUCAAAAGGACUCUACUGAAAAAAGAUUAUCGAUUAUUGAUAAACUACAAACGAAAAUGACAACUUCAGAGAUAGAAAAUAUUAUCGAUAAUGUUAAUACAAACGAGGAAGAAUAUUUGACUCUUCAUAAUGGCGAUGUUACCGAACGAGUAAUGAAAAAUGUCGUAGCACUUGCAGAAUCUCAAUUGAUUGAUACAUUUGAAGAAGAACCAAGAUUUAAAUCUGAAUAUAUCCCUCAAACUUCUGAGCUAUCUGAAUCUUGUGCUGAAAAUUCAUUAAUGAUCAAUGAGGAGAGCGAUGAAUUAAAUGUCGAUAAAUCAGACAAAAAAAUGAAAGAUCCACUUGCAUUAUUCCAUGAUGAUGCUCAAAAAGAUCCUCAUAGUGAGUUGGAAGAAGCCAGCGAUUCCGAAGUUGCUGCCGAAGUUAAUAGACCGUAUGAAUCUGAUUCAAGUGAUGAAGUAUCAGAGCCUGAGAUACAAACAGACGUCAGUUCCUUACUUAAAGAGACUAUCAAUACAUCUACAAAAGUACCCAUGAUGAAUACAAUUCAACGUUUAGCAGCACAAUUGCAAGGCGUUAAAAGUUUUCCCGCUAUCAAUACUGAAGAACAGACCGAUGAUAAUUUAAUGGAUACAUCAAAUACAUCAAUGCAACUACCUAUAAUUACAAGUGUAGUAAGUGAAUCAGUGAAACAAAAAUUACUAUCCCAAGAUCAAUCUUCUGUUAUAAAAGAUACAGCUGGUGAUAAUGCACCGAAAAAUUUUAUUCGAUUACGUCGACUUCCUGGAGAUUUACUUUCUACUGGAGAUUCAGAUUCUAAUAAACAACCUGAAACUGAAUCAUCAUCGUCCAUAGAGUCUUCUACAACAGCAUCACCUGAAACUACAGUUUCCAGAUCAAACGAAAAUAUUUUGGAUACAUCAGAAAUAGUACAACCUGGUGAUGAAGAGGGGUCAUUUUUGAAGAUCGAAAAUGUAGUGAGUCUCGCACCAUCUCAGGGAAAUUCUAAUGAGGAUUCGCCUCUGAUAAAUGACAUCAGAAAAGCUGUGGGUACAUCACCAUUGAAACCGGUUGCCGUUUCUUUGCUUAAAAAAGUAAUGGGCCCGCACAUUUUGAAAAAACUCCGUCCGAUGAACAAUGUUGAAACUUUGUAUCACAAUAGCUUACCUCCUGUUUCGUCGGCUGCAAACACAGUAACAGCACCUCGAGCGACCUCAUCGCCUUCAAAUGUAUCGAAAAACUUCAAAAUUGUCAAAGUUUUGAGACGUGGAUCGACAAUAUUGAAGUCGAAAGAUUCAGGUCAAAAUCCAUCUGUGUCAACGUUAAAAAGUCCUGAUACUUAUAAAAAUAUGUUGAAGUCAGGCAAGCUACGGCAUUUAUACAAAUGUAUGGCUCGAUUGUGUUGCUUUACUACUGACUCAUGUGAUGCAUUUGUAAAACACUAUCAAAGUCAUGUAGAAUUACAGGUAAAUUCUAAGCCUGAAAUGUGUGAUUAUCAAAGGUGUGCAUAUUGUGAUGAUUCAUUAAAAACAGCUGAGGAUAUGAAGAAUCAUUACAAAUCAAGACAUUCGUUCUGUGCGUUUCAAUGUCACUAUUGUUUCUAUCGAGCUUUCACUCAGUCUUAUGUUGAAUUGCAUCAGAAAUCUAAACAUCCUGGCAAACCUAUUUCUGUAAUUCUCGGUAUGCGAGAUUAUCAUCCAGCUGAAAUGAUAGACAGACGUGAACAUGUAUUACCUUUUAUCUGUAAACACGAAUGUAACAAAUUGUUUUAUGUUCCUGAAGCUUUUAUAGCUCAUUUGAAGACUAAACAUGGUCCAACAUUGGCAAUUUUCAAGUGUCAUCUUUGUGAAACAACUGCUUUUAAAGCAGAGUCUCUGAUAAAUCACUAUAAAAUGCACGGAAUUUAUAAGUAUCAAUGCUUAUACUGUCUUUAUGGAGCUGACAAUACCACAGAACUUCAUAAUCACUUGGGUAAUAGCCACAGUAAUCGCCCGCCAAAAAUUCUAGAAAGAUCUUUGCCACCAUCACCGGUAAGAGAUAAAGAUGUUUUGCUACAAUUGAUUAUUAGAAACCUCGAUGAUAAUUAUAAGUGUUCUGAACUUAAGAUUGUACAAGAAGCGGAAAUAACUUCUAAGCAACUAAAAACAAUCCGUCCUAAAUUACCUGGACAACAAACUAUUUCUAAUAAUAUAGUAGUUACUACUAAAAGUCAAGUUCAGCCUAGUAGUAUCGUAGUAACUGCUAAAAAUUCAGUUCCACCUCCUAGCAAUAUAAUUGUGGCUACUAAGAACCAAGUGCAGUCUUCUAGUAACAUAAUAGUGGGGGCUAAAAAUCAAGUACAGACUUACAAUAGUAUGGCAAUUAUUGGUAAAAAUAAAGCUCCAAUACCAAUCUUACCACGUCCAAAUAAAACCGGAAAUUCACAUUCUACACUUAAAAUUAUUGAUCCUCGAGAUAUUAUCAGUUUACUUGAAAGUGACCACGAUGCAAAUGGUCAGCCUAUUCAACUUAAUGCAAAUACCAAAGAAAUGAUUUUAAAAGAAUCAAACCUUUUCAGUCACAAUGGAGGAAUAACAGUUUUAAAAAUAGCUGAAAAACCAGCAUCAUCUCCAAAACCAAUACUUCUACCGAGACCUGACAAUUCUUCAGCUACGAGUACCGAUCUUUCUUCUAAGGUAAAUUCUGAUACCAUGUCUACAAUCCAUCAAGAACCUGAAUUAGAACUACGGUAUGUCAGUGAUCAAUUAAAAACACAAAUUGUGAAUGCGAUUGAUCCAUUGAGCAUUUCUGAGAAUAAUCCUUCUUGUCAAGAUGAGUUUAUAAGUACUAAUUUUUUUGACAAUAGUCAAAUACUAAAAUCUGCUGAACAGUCACUUAAUCUCAAUAAAGGUGAUUCUCUUCAAAAUGAUGAAGAAAAAGAAGAUGAUGAUGGUAAUGAUGAUGAUGAUGAUGAUGAUGAUGAUGAUAGUGAUAUUGAAAUCUUAGAAUAUAUACAUCAUCCAAGUAAAACAAACGACACUACAAAUGAAAAAGAAUCAUCAGCGGAAGUAUUAACACCAGGUGAAUCUGAGUUUAAGCCAAAUAUUGAAAAAAUUGUUUCUUUAAAUGCUGAGGAUUUUCAUAACACAGUAUCUGAAGAUAAAUUGGACUUGCAGGAUUUUAGCAGCGCGGACAAUUCAACGGAAAAAAAUAGUCUAACAGAAGUUAAAGCAUUUAAAACACUUGAUGAUAUCAAAGAUACUGGGUAUGUUGGUAGUGAUCUUUAUAAAUGCGGGUAUUCAGCGUGUGACUUUAGCGCCGAAAAAGCUGAAAUUUUGAAAGAUCACAUUGCAAAGUGUCCACUAAUUAAUGAAUCAAAAGAACUAUUUUGUGUUCAUUGCCAAAAACGUUUCUUCAAAAUUGGAUACCUUUUAGACCAUUUUAAAUUUCAUGGCUUGAAACGAUUUGGUUGUUCACUCUGUAGUCAACGUUUUCCUCUAGCUCAACAGGCCGUUAGUCAUAUGAAAAUGAAACAUAAAACUAAUCAUAGAAUGUUACCAGCUGAUCCUACUAAUCCAUCAGAAGAUGGUCUUUAUAUUCUUCACGCUUGUAAAAAUCCUGUUAAAAUAAAAAAAGGUAAAAUAAAAGGUAAUUCUAAAAACUUAAAAAAUGAAGAGAAAGUUAGCUUUGGUCCUGCUGACAUUGAAUCAUUACCUCGUCAAGCGAUUUAUCACCGUGAAGUGCAAUGCGCUGUUUGUCCAUACACAACUAAAGUUCGUACAAAUAUAAUUCGGCAUUUGCAACUUCAUGCGACAGAAGAAAAUGUCCCAGAGUCAGGGCCAGUUAAUCCUGUGCCUUGUUUAGAUAAAAAAGAAAGAAUGUUUGAUAAAAUGGUUAAUUUGGCCAGUAGUUCUCAUCAAAAUGGCCGCAUGAGCACGGGAGCAGCUAAGGGUGAAACGGUAUCACAAAAUGAUAUUGAGUCUCUCCCGAAAUUCAUUCCAGAAAAUAAAAGGUAUGUUUGUAGCGUGUCAGCUUGUAAUUAUUUAACUGUUGAUGAAACUAUGUUACGACAUCACAUGAAAGCUUUACAUCCUGAAGAGCAAUACUUUCGGUGUCCUCACUGUCCUACAUCAUUACCCGGGCAAGAUUCUCAAAAUAUAAUGAUUGAUAAGAUGGGAGUUCACUUAAAAAUGCAUGACACUAAAUUAUAUAAGUGUUCACAUUGCAAUCAUCAUCACUAUCAUAGGCAUGUUGUUGAGCGUCAUUUAGCUGAUAAACAUCAAGAAAAAAGACCAUUUGUAAAAGUAAUCCGAGAAAUUGAAAACCCAGAAAGUAGUCAGCCACUGACUCCACUAGAAGAGACUGAAGAUGGACCAUGUGAUAAAGAUGGCAAUUACUGGAAAUGUAAUAUGUGCGAGUACAAGUGUACGUACAAACAGGAAAUGACGGCACAUAUGACAUCAGUUCAUAAUGAAAAGUCUCAAUUUAAAUGUGGGCUAUGUAUUUUUAAGACACCAUCUAAAAUGGCUUUAGAACAGCACAUUUAUUCAAAACAUCUUAAUGAUGAAAAUGUUGAUUAUACUCUAACUUAUGAGCGAGUUAAAGGAACUAAGAAAAUAGUUGAGAGUACAGAGAUGAUAAGUGUUGAUGAACCGUUUGAUACGACACCAUUAUGGCGAAGGGAUAUGCCAAGAAUACGCCAUAUUCGUGGUAUUCUUUAUGAAGAUGAACCGACAAUGAAUUCUGAAUCUCCUAGUAAAGCAUCCAAACGUAAAAGUGACACAGAAUUAUCCUCAAAGCCGACUAAGAUAAAAGCCAAAUCAUCAUCUUUAGAUGGUUCACCUGAAAAGAUUAAAGUUCCAGUAACGAUUGAUGAGAUGGAUGUUGAUGUAUCGGUUAUUGAUUUACCGGAAGAAGAAAUUACUGACCUUGACUUACUUGAGAAAAAAUAUGGUUCUUAUGGAGAACCUGAUGGCGUUCGCAUGUCGUGUACAAUUUGUAAUAGAUAUAAAUCUCGUUACCGUCAAGAUUUGAGAGAUCAUAUUUAUAGAGAGCUUAAAUACUGGCGACAUAGUUGUGGAGCAUGUGAAUUCAACGCAGUAUCUCAAUCUCAUUUGACGAAACAUAUGAACCGUCACCAUAAAAAUUCUAAACCCGAAGCUAUUGCUCUUAAAUCUAAUCGAGAGAUAGAAACUUGGGUACUAACACUGAUGAACCGACAGCAAGCUAUAAUACGUGGAACAGCACGUACCUCGGAUGAUUUUUUAAAAGUAAAUAAGUCACCAAUAAAAUCAAAGGUUUAUAAUAAAAAAAUUGAGCCACCAACAAUAACUUUAGAGGAUUCAGAUAGUCCAGUAAUACCAGUAGCAACGAUUAAUACCGUUGUUAAAAAUUCUAAAAAAGUAGAUCUGACCAAGAAAAUUUCAAGCAUGCUAGAUAUGAAUAUUGAUGUUUUUGAAAUGAAUUCUAAAGUAAUUAAUAAUGAUAACGAUGAUGACGAUGAUGAUGAUGAUGAUGAUGAUGAUAAUGAUGAUGAUGAUGAUGAUAAUGCUCUUGUAAUUGAUAGCAAAGAUGAUUCAUUUGUAGAAGAUGAAGAAAAAGAAGAAAAAAAAGAAGAUAAUGAUAAACCAAUUGUUAUAAAUACAGCAGAGCCUACUGCUGUUGAAAUAAAGUUACGCCCAGAAAAAUCACUUGCUUGCAAACAUUGCGGCGAUAAAUUUUCAAGAUUACGUGGAUUUAAAACUCAUGUUAUCUUGAAACAUCUUAAACGUGCUAACUUUAUAUGCCGUUAUUGUGAUCGAGGUGCUAAUAUUGAAAGUGUAAUACGUCAACAUAUACGCACCAAACAUCCUGGAUGUGCUGAAGAGAUAGUUCCUAAUCCUGCUGCAAAUGGUCCAGAACUCGAUGAUGAAUUUUGGGAACGUGAAUAUGGUUUACCACAGAAAAAAAAAAGUAAAAAACGUAAAAUAAAAGGAGUAGGUUCAACCGAUAAAUUUGAAAAUGAUAAAGUAGGAUCAGGAGAUAAUUGUUCUAUUUGUGGAUUUACAGCAAUAAAUUCAACUGGCUUAGCAGCUCAUAUGAGAGCGCAUGCCAAUAAGCAUACGUUAAAAUGUGCUUAUUGUAGUUUUACUGCUAAUUCAAAAUCGGAUGUCUGGCAACAUUCAGAAAUUAAUCAUCCAUUAGAAGACUGGAAAGCUGAAGAAAUAAAUACACCUGGAUCAUCAGAUCAACCUCCGCUCCAGUAUACUAAAACUCGAAAUGAACAAGAUUACAAUAAUGAUAUUGAGGAAGAAAUUGUAACAGUACCUAAAAUGACACGUAUCUAUAACUGCUUUUAUUGUAAUCUACGUAGUAGCUCAUUGUAUUCAAUAGAACAGCACUGGAGUAAAAUUCAUAAAGAUCCCAGUCAAUCAUCAAAUUAUAAAACUGGAGUACCGUUCCGAUAUACAGACAAUUCUGAAAAUAAUUUAACUCCUAUAAAGUUUGUAAAGUGUGGAUAUUGUUUCAAAAAAGGUUCAAUCGCUUCAAUACGGUUACAUUCACGAAAAAAGCACCCAGACUUACCAUAUAAAUACUCGGAAGCAACAGAUAAAUCUCGAGAUAUUUACAUUUGUAAGUGGUGUGAUGAAGUUUGUGAGUCACACCAAAAAUCAAUUCAUCAUGACAUGUGUCACUCACAUUUGCCACUGCGUUUUAAACGAGAGCAUGAAAUUGCUGCAGUUCACAAAGGAUAUGGUUGCCCACAAUGUGAAUUUAUCUCUAUUUCUCAUGCUCGUAUGAAGAAACAUGUUAGCAAGCAUUAUGAUAAUUAUAGGUGUAAGAGGUGUAAUGCAAACUUUCCUAAUAUCACUUCUGCUACUCAGCAUAGCACUGAAGAACACCCACUAUUCGCCGCAUCCAUAGAAGGAUCAGUAAGCAAUUUAGAGGAGUUAUUUAAUGGUAUUACUGAAGCAUAUGUUUCUGGUAAUUCAUCAAUGAAAAAUCGUAAUGCUGAUGGUAUACUUCCAUCAAACGAAGUCUUUAGAAAUCUUGGAGUAGCUAAAAAAUCAACUACUAAACAAUUGUUGAGGCCAUCUACAGGAUCAACUAUUAGAGCUGUAGCAAGGAAAUCAACAAAUCCUUUGCCUAGGUAUCCUCCGGGUCUUGUAUUUCCUGUAGAUGGUUUAGAAUGUCAAUCCUCGAUGAAAUCCGAGAGCUUUAGUUAUUAUGGACUUCCAAGAGAACUUGUCGAUUUGUCUCGUAUAAAUACUACGAUGACCUUUGGUACUUUGAAAAAAGAAAUUAAUUGUGCGGCUUUAACUAAAUUUUUAGACAUUGACCCAUUACUUAUUUUAACGGAUAUUAAAACAGAUCCUAAAUACUCCUCUCUAAUCCAACAUCAGACACAAUCACUUUCUCCACAACCACAGCCAUCUCCAACACUACUACCGUCAUCAUCAUUGUCACCCUAUGACAUCACCGUCACUACCAUAACUUAAUCAAUCAUGAAUAUUUAAUUAUUUCAUUCAUUUAUUUUAUUUGUCUUGUAAUAUUUUGAUUUUUGUGACACUUGUUAAUAUACGCUUCAAUUAUUGUUUUAUUUUAUUUUAUUUUUUUUUUUUUUAUUAUAUUUGUAUUUAAGUAAGUUGGAAAAUUUGAAUGCACCAUCAGCAAUCAAUGUUUCUCAUGUUUUAUAGACUGUAAUUAAUAAGAACAAUUAAUUUAAGUAAUAAUCAGGCUCAUGUUUAUAUAAAUGGUCAAUUAAUUUUCUGCUUUUAUUUUAUUAUUUAUGUAGUUCAUUUUUAUGUCAAGGACAUAAUAAAUAGUUUAAAAUGUAAUGAAUUGUUUCGACUAACGAAACAGAUACUGAACUUAGUUCAGUAACAGUUGUGUACAUAUUGUAAAACGUGGGAAUUAAACAAUAAAUAUUUUUAAUUUUUAUAAGUAUAAA